Symbiodinium natans is the source of this 1842-nucleotide messenger RNA. The record is from the annotation of a GenBank genome assembly. NCBI's taxonomy places the organism in Eukaryota, Dinophyceae, Suessiales, Symbiodiniaceae.
AUGGUGUCCUACUAUGCCCCCAAGGGGAAGAGCGGCGCUGCCCCGUUCCCCGCCUACUGCCUGGAGGAGGAGACGUUGCCCGCACCGGAAGAGCCGGCCCGAAGCGCAAAUCCGAGUGGGCAGCUUGGGCCGGACAGGCCUUGUGCCCCCAGUUCCUCCGUCUCCUACUACGGCUCGCUGGCCGGGCGGGGCCUAAAGAAGGCCUCCAUUGUGCUCUCCGCCGCCGAUGCGGCCGUGCGCGAGGGCAAGUCUGGAUUGGAGAACCUCCAGCGUCGGCAGGUGCUAGGCUCGAUCGACAUCGCGAGAAGCAUCGAGGAGCUACAGGCGGUGAUUGCGUCGAGGCUUCCCGAGAUGGAUCCCUUUGCCUGCACCAUGGCGCUGCACCGCCUGGCGCGCUACAGCCACGACGUGGACAAGCACGCGGCCAACGCUCGGGCGGCGCGGCCCGUGGCCUUAAACCCGACGCGCGGCUCCCUGUCUCAGAGGGAGCAGCGGCUGUGGCGCGCCAGCUUCUCGGCGUCCGUGAAGCAGCACCCAUCCUUCGCCGUCCUUCUGGAGCGGAUUGGGAGCGCAGAGGCCCUGAAGCACGCGCAGCCGCGCCAGUUGGCCAACAUGUCCUGGGCCCUGGCGCGCCUCCGCGCGCUGGAGGGCCUCCCCCUCCUGCGCGCCGCCGCGCGACGCUGUGCUGCCAGGGAGGGUCCUGGAGAGUGGGAUCCUAUGAGCAUCUCGCUGAUUCCCUGGAGCUUGGCAACCAUGAACGUUGCGGAGCCUUGGCCGCUUCAGUGCAUGCAGCGUAGCUUUGUAGACGUCGUUGAGCAAGAUCCGCACCAAGAGCUUCACAGCUCAGCUGAGAUGGUGGACAUGGUCAGGUCCAUCAACGCAGCCAUCCGUGAACAGGGGAGCGCGUCAUGGCCACCAGGUGACCUGUCACGAGUGCUCUGGUCCUGGGCCAAGUUGGCGCAGAGGGACGACACGUUCUUCCGUAGGGCGAGCUGCUUGAUCACGUCCUUCAUGCCGGAGUACACGCCAAGCCAGCUGGCGCAGACCGUGUGGGCAUUUGCCACCGUGGCGCCCCAGGACGCCUGUGGACACUUCUUCCCGAAGGCUGCCGACGCGAUGCUCUACGCAGGGGCGCCCGGCGCUGCCUCGCACGCUUCGGGGCUGACGGCCUACACGCCUCAACACCUGGCCAUGGCCGUUUGGUCCUUCGCCAAAGUGCUGUACCGCCCGGAGGACCUUCUGGAGCAGAUCGGCAAGGUGGCGCCCGACAAGCUGGAGAAGCUGAACCCACAGGACAUCUCCAACACGUCCUGGGCCUUCACCACCUUACUGGCCAAGGAUCGGUCGAUCUACGAGGUCUUGGCCGCCACUUCUGUGCGCACCAUCCGGGAGUUCAACAACCAGGAUCUCUCCAACACCGUUUGGGCCUUCGCAUCUGCGGGAGAGUACGACGGCGCCUUCAUGGAUGCGGUUGCGGCAGAGACCUGCCAGCGCGGAAGUGAUUUCCAUGGGCAGCAUCUUGCCAUGGUUGCGUGGGCCUUCAUCACCCUGCGCCACCGCCAUGAUCCUCUCUUGCGCGUGAUCGGCCAGAUCACGAACGGACAUCAUGGCUUGGGCACCUGGAGCAACGCCAAGCUCCUGGCUUUCGCCUUCGCGGGGCUUCCGCGACUGGGCUCCGGCGCACUCCUGGGCUCGGAGGCUUGGACUGCCGGCGCGGUGCGACGGCUGCUCGACCAGUUCUACGAACGCCUCGAGGCGGGCGCGGGAGAUGUGGACGCCGACGACGCGUGCGUCGUCCACGAUGCUGUGUUCCCUUGGCUGCGCCUGCCCGGCAGACGCUAG